This is a messenger RNA of Silurus meridionalis, 3042 nucleotides long. RefSeq names its product ubiquitin carboxyl-terminal hydrolase 42-like. Gene Ontology annotation, cellular component: cytosol; nucleus. Gene Ontology annotation, biological process: regulation of apoptotic process; protein deubiquitination. Bases 636 to 2918 code for a protein of 760 amino acids. Gene Ontology annotation, molecular function: cysteine-type deubiquitinase activity; cysteine-type endopeptidase activity. The transcript is spliced from 14 exons. The record is from RefSeq and is a predicted model, not a curated record. NCBI's taxonomy places the organism in Eukaryota, Metazoa, Chordata, Actinopteri, Siluriformes, Siluridae.
AGAGAGAACUGACUACAGGAGUGUACCUUGUGAUUACCAAAAUGUAAACAAAAGAGUUGGUGCAAAACAGCAAUAUCAGCAGUCAAAAAGAUGUGCAAUAUGUUAAUGUCAAAUGUCUAUGCAUUUUACUGUAAUUACAGUAUUUAGCCCUUGCAAAGUAAAUUUUAUACGUAGCAUUUUAUAUUUUUUCUUAUGGUUACGUCAAAUGUCGAUGCAUAUAGUGGUGCCAUUACUCGUCGUCAUCUUUUUUUUUCUCUCGCUCUCUUUCCCUGGUGUUUUCACCAGAAAGUUAACCGUUUAAUUAACUCAGCUAAGCUUCAUGUCCACAACAAUUAACAACAUUAAAAUAUAAUUAAAUAAAUACUUGUUUAAAGGUGGAAUAUAUUGUCUGGUCGCUUGAGGAUGUACAAUGUGAAAACGUGUUACAUGGCUUAAAAUCACUCCUGAUUUAGUAACCUAUUCACUGUUAACGUUUGCUGUAUAAUAAUUGUUUUCAGCAGAAUAAAGAUUUAAAAUAGUUGACACCGUUUUGAAGAACUCAACACAGUCCCCUGUCUCCUGUCUGCUCUGAGAAAGUGAACGACGCCAUCAUCAGCUAAAGUGUCGACACUUCCAACGUUAAGCUUUCCAGGACCAUGGUCACCUGUGUGGCUUCCAGCUGUGAUGUUGCUUCUUAUGGAGGCAACAAAGCAUUUCCUGCUAAAAAGCCAAAUACACAAGUGGCCUUAAACAGUGCCGAUGGCAUCAAUCUGCCACAGAAGAUCCUGUUCCAAUCAGAGCGUCUCAGCAUGAAAUGGACCCAAGUGCACCAUAUUGGAGCAGGUCUUCAAAACCUGGGCAACACAUGUUUUCUGAAUUCAGCUCUUCAGUGUCUUUCUUACACUGCACCCUUUGCCAACUACAUGUUGUCAGGAGAGCAUUCCAAAACAUGUCAUGAAUCUGAGUUUUGCAUGCUGUGUACGAUGCAAAAUCACAUUACCCUGGUGUUUGCUAAUUCUGGGAAUGUCAUUAAACCCAUUGGCGUGCUGCAUGAACUAAAACGGAUUGCAGAGCAUUUCCAGUAUGGAAAUCAAGAAGAUGCCCAUGAGUUCUUGCGGUACACAGUGGAUGCUAUGCAAAAGUCCUGCCUGUCUACUGAUAAGUAUAUACAGGGCACUAAUCUGAUCCAGCAGAUAUUUGGAGGACAUCUGAGGUCUAGAGUAAAGUGUCGGAACUGUAAAGCCGUAUCAGAUACAUUUGAUCCUUAUAUGGAUAUUGCACUGGACAUUGAGAAUGCACCAUCUAUUAAUAAGGCUCUUGAGCAGUUUGUGAAGCCUGAGCAGUUGGAUUGGGAGAAUGCAUACAGGUGCAGCAGUUGUAAGGAAAUGGUUAAAGCGUCCAAAAGAUUAACCAUUCACCGCAACUCCAACGUGCUCACCAUCUCCCUGAAACGCUUUGACUUCAGUGGAGUCAAAAUCUCCAAGGAUGUGAGCUACAAUGAGUAUAUUGACUUGCGGCCCUACAUGUCUAAGUCUCGUGGAGAGCCGCAGAUUUACGGGCUGUAUGCUGUACUGGUUCACUCAGGCUUCAGCUGCUAUGAAGGACACUACUACUGCUAUGUAAAGGCAAGUAAUGGCCAGUGGUAUGAGAUGAACGAUUCAUCAGUGACUCCCACUGAUAUUCGUUCUGUGCUGGACCAACAAGCAUACCUGCUGUUCUACAUCAAGCAAGGGACAACACAUCUAAAAAAUGGAGAUUUUAACCACAAGGGUUUUACUGCAGGCCACUCAUCUGCCCGGCCAGUUGUAAAACAGAGGCUAAAUGGGCAUUCUUGUACCUCCUCACCUAUAAUUGGCCCACAGCUCCCUCACAUGCUAAAGAAUAAUUCAUAUGUGAAUGGCAAUGGCUCCUCGAAGGAACAUAACAAUGGCUUAGAGCCCAGCAGCAGUGGCAUUAGUGAAUGGAAUCCAACAGACUCUCAGAGAUCCAACAGCCUCUCAGAGUCUUACACAGGUGCAAAUGGUUCAGGACACAGGCAUGUGAAUGGCCAUCACAAAGUCAAUGGCUUCAAACAUUCUGACAAGACUUCAGACAGUCCUGCCUCUGCUUCUUCCAUAACUGACUCUGAUUCGCAGCGUGUGUCAAACUGUCCCAGAUCAGAGGGCCUUCUUUCCCCAUCAAUCGGUACAGAAAGGGCUAAACCACUCACCAACCCUCUUGUUCAGCGUGUCUCGAACCCAGCACCCACACUGGGCACAGACAUCCAGGCAUUGUCUAAGCCAGCAGAGGUGAUGCCUAAAACACAGGUGACCUUAACAGAGGCGUCAAGUAAAGAGAAGGCCACAAAAGAGUCUGCUGUGAGCAAUCACAAUCUCACCCAGCAGAAGAAUGAUAAACCUCCAUCACAAAGAAGUCCCAAGAUGGCAAAUAUCUGUAAACAAACAAAUGGCAAAGACAACAUGAAAAUGUGUCAGUCUGGCAAACCCAGUUCUUUGAAACGGAAAAGAUCGGCUGAGCGCCAAGAGCAUUACCGAUAUUUGACUACCAAUCAGGACAAGGAUGGAGAAAAAAAGAGCAGUCGAAACUACAAAGAGCAUUAUGGAGACAGCCAUCAGUCAGAAAAAGAGUAUUACCCACCUAGGAAACGCUUCCGCAAUUCCUCCAGAGAUAAAGAGGCAGCUCAGUCCUGGGACAAAUACGCGGACCAUCACAGAGACUACCACUACAAAAGAGGGAGAGAGGAGUGUUUGUGGGAUCGGGAGUGGGACAGGAGAUACCAGACCUCGCACCGCUCUUCAAGCCACUAUCAUAGAGAACCAGAUUCGCGCCAUGCACGCGAAGACCGGUGUGAUAAGUGGCACUACAGCGGAGAGCAGAGCAGCAAACGAGCAAAGAUUGCUAAUCUCUACAUUCUACCAUCUUCACCAUCCCAAGUAUAGUGUAAGCAUUGUUGUUAUAUUUUAUAUAUAUAGUUAUCUAUUCAUGAUCUUAUCUUAUGCUUUUUCUUCAUUUUUAUUCACAUAUGUUUUGAGGGCAAAAUAAAUGCCCUUUUUAUUUUCCCAA